AUGCCGCAUCUCCCCACAUUCGGCAGUGGCAGUCAUGCGAAUGAGGAUGUUGCUCUGCAAGAGAUGGUACCUGAGGACGUUCCUCCGAAGAGACGACCGAGCCUGCUGAGGAAGCCGAAAGAAUGGCUGAGGAGGCAUCGUGGACAGUCCAAUGGCCCGCUGUCACCACCUGCGACUGCACCGACCGAGCUUGCGAACAUUUCCGACUACUUCGUCACUAGGAGGCCGAGUCUGCCGGAGGUUGCGUCGACGAAGCGAGCUAUACCGUCUCUGCCUCGACCCCAGACGUUCCGUAGGCAGGAGUCUGAGCGACGGGAGAGGCUGUUGGAGGUAGAGCCGACGGUCAACGAGCGGAGGGCGCUCAGUGCGGAUCGGAGAAGAAGUCGGGGUCUCAGCGCCAGUGGUCCUCAUCGUCCAUUGUCUCCUCUGCCUGCGCUUUUACCUUCUAUUUCAGCUCCGAGCGCCACACAUACUGAUGAUGACAAGACUGUCCCUUCGGAGUGUGGCGUGCCAGCUUCCAAUGUACCCCCGAAACAAUCGCCAAAGGAUCUGCCGCCGUUGACAAUACCGGAACCCAAUGAAGAUUCUUUACCAGACCAGGAUCGAGAUGACAUUGAAAAGUCAUCCUUACAAGAAGACUUCGAACGGCAUUGGAUCCUGAACUUGAGCAUGCACUUCCGAGAUAAGUCCAACCGCGAGAAAUUCUUCGUCACAUACGCAGAGAAGCCAAAUCAGUGGCGGCGCAUAACGAUUUCGUUGGACUAUCGAGAUGCUCCCGCCGACUCCUUAGAAGCAGAGCUGGCGUCGUUACACUACCAACGCGACAAGAGCAUCCGCAUCUACGAGGCGAUCCGAGACUCGUUGCCUGACAUCCAGUACUAUGACACCGUAACCAACCUCAAACUUGGGACGACACGGGAUGACGGUCAGCUGCACGUACACGUGCGCGAAGAUGCGAAUGAGAUUGUGCAGUUCCCAGCGAUCUCGCUGUUCGAUCAUAUACGCUGUCCGCGAUAUCAUGAGAGCUCGCUUCAGUUCGAUUCACACCUUUCUGGCUUUGUCUACAAAGUCCACCUGGAUCACCGCACGCUGAUUAAGAAGGAGAUUCCUGGCCCGGACACUGUGGAUGAAUUCUUGUACGAGGUUAAUGCACUGGAUUCAUUGCUGGGGUCUGAGAAUGUUGUGCGGCUGGAAGGCCUCGUCACGGACGAUCGAGGAGAGCUUGUCAAGGGCUUACUUCUGUCCUACGCCUCGCAAGGUGCCCUCGUUGACAUAAUCUAUGACUUCCGAGACAGGCCGGAGCUGAGCUGGGCACGUCGUGAACGAUGGGCGAAGCAAAUUGUGGCAGGCCUGGCUGAAAUUCAUGAAGCUGGUUUCGUGCAGGGUGACUUCACCUUGUCGAAUAUCGUCAUUGAUGAGGACGAUGAUGCGCAGAUCAUUGACAUUAAUCGAAGAGGCUGUCCUGUCGGUUGGGAAUCGCCGGAACUUGGCAGGCUGAUUGACAGCGGUCAGCGGAUUGGGAUGUGCAUUGGGGUCAAAACAGACCUAUUCCAGCUUGGAAUGGUGUUGUGGGCUCUUGCAGAGCAAGUUGAUGAGCCGGAGAGGGUCCAGCGUCCUUUGCCAGAUGUCACCAGUGACACGCCUCUUUACCUGCGAGAGAUCAUCAGGAUAUGCCUGGGCGAACGCCCCCAGGGUCGACUAUGUGCGAAGGACCUACUGCGAUACUUCCCUCAGCGCCCACAUGCAGGCUACCCACGAGAGCCUCUAGAUCUUCCCUGCGACCUCCACGCCUCAGAUCAUAGCGAACCCAGGUCUCAUCGUUCCGCAAAGGAAUACAUCGACCCCAACCUCGCCGUCACCAUCGACGAAGUCAAGCCUCAACGAAGAUCUUCACCACGUUUCACGGAUCAAGUGACAUACCUCAACCCCGACUCCGCCGGCGACUCAAAUCCAGCUUCGUCGACGUACCGCUUCGACAGUUCUGGGUCAUGGGUCAUAGGACGCCGUCGCGGACGCUCCCCAGUAUCGAGUCGACGUCGUCGCAGCUCGCCGUAUGGUCGGACGCCGUCUAGUGCAACGUCUUUGUCCGAAGCGUCGCCACUGGGGCGUCCUGACGAUGAAAUUUGGGACACGUGCGGUACGUCCAAGGAGCGGGAAGGCUGCUCAACCUCCCCACGCGGGCGAAGACAUGCUCCACCGACCAACAAGCUUCUUGCGAGUGUUUGUUCGCAAGGCCAGGAUCAAGGCGUCGUGGCCGCGGGACUGAUUCAUACUGACUCUGGGUUUGAUGAGGUUAUGGAGCAGGAUUUGGACGUGGAUUUGGAUCUCGAUGCGAGUAAUUUGACGGAGACGCCGAGGGUCAGGAGAGUUAGGACUUAUGUUUCUGACGACGAUGAUGAAGAUGAUGGUACCGAGAACGCUGAAGGACGGCGAGAGCCUAGCAAUCGAGGUGAUGCAGAGACCGGAGGCUCACGAGUAUCUUGCCCUAUAAAGGCAGAUGGAGCUCGAGAGCCUGGUGGUAUGGUUAUGAAUGAUGAGUUACGACAGGACGGCGCUUGCAUGCCGGAAUCACAGGACGGCACAUGGGCGUCGGAGAGGGUCUCGAAUUGA
This is a messenger RNA of Fulvia fulva, 2610 nucleotides long. RefSeq lists its product as uncharacterized. Gene Ontology annotation, molecular function: ATP binding; protein kinase activity. Lineage: Eukaryota; Fungi; Ascomycota; Dothideomycetes; Mycosphaerellales; Mycosphaerellaceae. Bases 1 to 2610 code for a protein of 869 amino acids. Gene Ontology annotation, biological process: protein phosphorylation. The record is from RefSeq and is a predicted model, not a curated record. The transcript has a single exon.